GUGGUGAUUGGUGGAGAGCGGCCCUCGUGACCGCGCCUGCAUCAGCUGGAGCAGGCAGCGAGGAUGGCGGCUCCGCACGCUCUGAGUGAGGAGCAGGUCCUGGCGGCGUGUGGGCAGCCGGACCCCAGCACCAAGGGCUUCGUGAUGCAGCAGACAAUGAUGAGGGUGAAGGAUCCUGUCAAGUCCUUGGAUUUCUACACUCGCAUCCUGGGCAUGAGGCUGCUGCAGAAGUUUGACUUCCCAGAGAUGAAGUUCUCUCUGUUCUUCCUGGGCUUCGAGGAGGCGGAGGCGAUCCCAGCAGGGAAAAAGGAGCGCGUGCAGUGGACGUUCACGCGGCCUGCCACCAUCGAGCUCACGCACAACUGGGGCACAGAGAGCGAUGACGCCCAGGCCUACCACAACGGCAACACGGAGCCCCGCGGAUUCGGGCACAUCGGCAUCUCCGUGCCGGACGUGUAUGCGGCUUGCAAGCGCUUCGAAGAGCUGGGCGUUAAGUUCGUUAAGAAGCCCGACGAUGGCAAGAUGAAGGGUCUGGCCUUCAUACAGGACCCCGACGGCUACUGGAUUGAAGUGCUCAGCCCAAACGGCAUGGUUACCAUCACCUAAAAUCACCCUGAGCCAGCAAGAAAAUUGUAUGACGCUACACGCUACAGACCCACGCUGGCACUUUAAAAGUUCAAACACAAUUCUUAAUGCGAGCCCAUCCAUGUCGUCGUGUGGUCACAUGGCGCUGCAGGCUGCUCUGCUCAAUUAUCCACACCAACUUUCCAUAUUUCACCAUGGUUCAAAUGGGCCGUAUACGACGGUAUGCCAUACACAUAACACCAUUAAUGUAUACCUGAACUUUCAGAACGUUUGGUAAUCGAGGGGAAAUUGCAGUGAACAUGGGCCGCAAGAUGAACAGGUUUCAUGCCGGGACGUCUAUUAUGUAAUUUCAAUGAUUGGAUGUAACAAGAAGUCCUUUCUAUACACUAAGCGUUGACUUAAUUCAGACAUGCGCGUGUUCUCAUAAAGAAUAUUUUAUUAGCAACAUGAAA
Lethenteron reissneri (Far Eastern brook lamprey) is the source of this 1037-nucleotide messenger RNA. It is a transcript of the gene GLO1, whose product is annotated as glyoxalase I. NCBI's taxonomy places the organism in Eukaryota, Metazoa, Chordata, Hyperoartia, Petromyzontiformes, Petromyzontidae. Gene Ontology annotation, molecular function: metal ion binding; lactoylglutathione lyase activity. The record is from RefSeq and is a predicted model, not a curated record.